This is a messenger RNA of Drosophila subobscura, 1098 nucleotides long. Its product is annotated as coronin-1B-like. NCBI's taxonomy places the organism in Eukaryota, Metazoa, Arthropoda, Insecta, Diptera, Drosophilidae. Gene Ontology annotation, biological process: actin filament organization. The record is from RefSeq and is a predicted model, not a curated record. The coding region runs from base 1 to 1098 and encodes 365 amino acids. Gene Ontology annotation, molecular function: actin filament binding. The transcript is spliced from 2 exons.
AUGAGAAUUUGCGCGUCAAAAAAAUUCGGCUGGGACGCGACCAUCUGCGCGGUGAAUCCUAAAUUUGUGGAGUCGGUGGGCGGUGGCUCGUUUGUGGUCAUACCCUGCGCCCGUGUGGGUCCCCUGCCCAUGGACUAUCCGACAGUGAGCGGACAUGGCGGCUGGGUGCUGGACAUUGCCUGGAGUCCGCACAACGAUAACAUUAUUGCCACGGGCUCCACCGAUGGUGUGGCACGUGUCUGGGCCAUACCCGAUGCCGGACUGUCUGAGCCACUCGAGCGGGCUGUCGUUGAUUUGAAAUUUCACAAAGGACGCUGCUGCCUCGUGCUGUGGCAUCCGUCGGCCGUCAAUGUGCUGGUCACCGGCGGCUCGGACAAUCAGCUGGCCAUCUGGAAUGUGGGCACGGGACAGCUGCUCAAGCUGCUGGACACGCACCCGGCCCUGGUGUACAGUGCGUGCUUCAAUUGGAAUGGAUCCCAGCUGGUGACCAGCUGCCGUGACACAAUGCUGCGUGUCCUCGAGCCACGCACGGGCCAGCUGCUCGGCUCGGCGGUGUGCCACGAGGGCGCGCGUCCGACACGCGUAAUUGUGCUGCGCCAGGGAUUGAUCUUCACCACCGGGUACAGUCGCAGCAUGCAGCGCCAGUACUCGCUGCGUUCGCUGCAGCAGCUGGAGCCACCCCUGGCCCUGGUCGAUGUGGACUCGCAGAUUGGAUUGCUCUUUCCCAUCUAUGAUGCGGACACAAGUCUGCUGUUUCUGUGCGGACGCGGGGAUAACAUUUUGCGUUACUAUGAGGUAACGGACAAGCCGCCGUUUCUGCACUACAUCAACACAAUCGCCUCGAAGGAGUCGCAGCGUGGCGUCUGCCUGAUGCCCAAACGUGGCUGCAACUUGCCGAACGGGGAGCUGGGAAAGAUCUUUCGCCUGAAUAGCAAAGGUGUCUGCGAGAUUAUGUCGUUGACGAUGCCGAAGGAGCUGCCCGAGCAGCUGUUUGCGGCCACCCCAGCCAUUACAGCCGUCGAGUGGGACGCGCGCCCUCGUGGCACACCGCCGAGCCGAGCAGCUCGGUCUGCUGUUUCUGUGCGGACGCGGGGAUAA